Synchiropus splendidus (mandarinfish) is the source of this 6275-nucleotide messenger RNA. RefSeq names its product tetratricopeptide repeat domain 3 (gene ttc3). Gene Ontology annotation, molecular function: protein binding. The transcript is spliced from 46 exons. The record is from RefSeq and is a predicted model, not a curated record. NCBI's taxonomy places the organism in Eukaryota, Metazoa, Chordata, Actinopteri, Syngnathiformes, Callionymidae. The coding region runs from base 1247 to 6106 and encodes 1619 amino acids.
AGCUUUUCAGCUGGUAGUGUGAAUGAGACUCACGCGAGUCACGGUGACACAUCAAAUGGAACGGGUGGAUCCAGUGUUGGCUUUGGUGAUGUCGUGUCACGUGGCGGCAGCGGUGACGUGGACAAUCGGGUUUUGGGUGUGGUGAUCAUUGAAGCGGGCAGAAACCUGAGUCACACGGUGCAGCAUCGCCCGUGUGAGUCACCGAUCAUAGAGCAAGCACUGGUGUCUCGAAUUAUGAACAGCCAGGAUCUGGACUUCUUCCUCAACCAGGAGAGAGUCUUUCAGGGUUUGCUCAGGCAGAGCCACCAUUUUGAAAUGAAGGUGAACUAGAUGAGACGCCGACCACGGUGUUCCCGGGCCAGUGCUGAGAAACAUGGAUACUUGAUACAGGAUUAUAGUGUUUAAGCUUCCCUGCUAACAGAGACCACUAUAAAUGUCAUCAAAUAAUCUAGAAGCAAACAGUAGUUUAUAACAAAAAAAUAACUCUCCAUACAUCAAUUUUGAAAACAUUCAAUGUAAAAAAAAGUUCUUCUCUACAGUGUUGUGUAAUAUUUCUCAAGUGGAAGACCAUGGACCUGUAAAUCACAAUAAUAAUGUGGGUGUAGCAACUGUUUCUCAAUUACCGAAAAGAAAUAAUAUACGUUUAAUGUUAAUUUAGGCUGAAAUGAAGUCACUAAAAGGACUAUAAGAAUUUUUCCAAUAUUUGACAAACUGAAAUUCAUCCAAAUAUUCAAUGUCUUUCAACGUUUGGCAGAAUGAAAUAUUAAAAAGACACAUUUGUGUAAUUCAUCAUUUAACAUCAUUAGGGAUUCGAAAUUCUACUCGAAUAAAUCGGUUUCUUUCAUCCAUUUGAAACGGUCAAAUACAUAAUUCGCAACAUAUAAAGACAAGAUGAACGCGCUUUCAAAGGGCGUAACGUGAUGACGUCACAACGCCUGCGAGGGACGCGGAUGGAGAGAAACGCAACUUAUCCUCCUGAACUCUUCUGCGAUCAGUUAUAACGGAUGGUGAUACGACAGGAGAUCUAUUGGGCUGUCAGUGAAGCAAACCAUCAGUAGAUGGCUGAAUCAGUCAAGCUGAAUCAACUGGAACAUUCUGGAAAAGGGAGAGCACCAGUGAGCUCAGCAACUCCGAAAGACCUGGAAGACCAGGGGCAGCAACUGUGGUGGAUGAACCCCAUCUCAGCAGUUGACCAGAUUAAGAUAAGGGCACUCUCGGUGACUUCUUUUUAACAGACGCUGCAAAGAUGCCACGAAUGCAACACAUAAUUUCAGCAACUAAAAGACACUGCCAAGAGCCUGACCAGGCCAUCUCUGCCCGGAAGUUUAUGUUUCUCAGUACAAAGGAGCAAGAGGAAUAUUUCGACCAGUGGGAUCAGCUCAGCCCUACCCUGAAAUGGGAAGCAGGACAUCGAUGGGCACUUAGAUUCUACUACCUUCCCAUUUUGUUCAAUGAAGCAGAAAAUGUGGAUCCGGAUUCCACACUUUUUGAGUAUAAGGAUCAUCCUCAUUGCUGGGUCGAUAAUCUUUUGGAUAUGGACGUCACAGAAGCCCUCUUUCGAGCGCUGGCGAUUGGAACACUGACCAAGGAGGGAGCACGGUUUAUUUUUGCUUUAACUAAGCUGUACAAGGAUUUGGGGUCCGGUCGCCCGACUCUCUCGGAUGCUUUAACAUUUUUGGAAGCACACGGAGGAUCUUAUGUCAUCAUACUGAUGGAACAAUUGAACCCCCUGGAAGCCUUCGACAUAGUCAGCGCUGUGUUUUCAUCUUAUGCAAGAUUUAUUAUCCAAAUGGUCGAGAACGUCAAUAAGACAAUGAACAUGGUGCAGUUUGGACUAAUUUCUCCUGAUGCACAAGGAGCUGAAGUUCUGAGACAGAAAGGGAACGCAUGCUUUCGGAUGCAUGACUAUGGUUCUGCCGUGCACUUCUACUCUGAAGCCAUCAAAUUUGAUAUCCAGAACCAUGUCAUCUAUGGAAACAGAUCGCUUUGCUACAUCCGUCGAGCUGAAUACAUAAAUGCAGCAAUUGACGGCAAGCGAGCUGUUCUUCUGAAGCCAGACUGGGCAAAGGGCCACUACCGGUAUUGUGAGGCUUUGUUCCUUUGUGGACAUGGUUCAUGGGCCACUCAGUCCAACUUGUUGGCUGCACAUCUGUGCAAACAGGACCCCGAGGGACUGAAAGACCUGAACGGUCAGUUGCGGAAGUUCUUUGGAGAUACAGAAGAAAUGAAAGAUCUCGAUUGGAUAUGGCAAGGCUUUCCACCUGACAAUUUUGUGCCUGAUCUUCGGCCGAGUACACUCCAAAAACCCCAAAAGAAGAAUCAGACAAAAAGUCUGCAGAGCACGAUUUUGGCAGCCAAAAAAGAAAUGGAUGCUCAGCAAGCUGUAAAAGAAAAGGCUGCUUCAGGGGGGAACAGUAAAGACUCUGCUGUCAGAAACUCUACACCCAGAAAGAAUUCCAAGAGCCAAACUUCAGAGGCUGCUCAGGUUGCUGCUUUGAAUAAAGCCAGUCUGUGUAAAGAGAUGGGAUCUCUGGUGCAGGCAGCUCAGUCCUCCUUGGUCGACCUCCGGAGUCGAAACGCCGAGCGGAGCUUUAGCCAGGCACUCGCCAUGCUGGACACCACCACACCCAAGAAACUUGGUCUUUCACCCCUGGACGUGCAGCUGCUCAUAUUUGGUCGCGCUUCUGCCCUGACUGACAUUGGCCAGCCUGAGGAGCUUGCUGAAGCACGAAAGCUGCUGGAGAAAAGCGAAUCAUUCCAGGAGAAAACCUUUCAGUCUCUCAUUUGUUACUGCUUUGGGAGGAUUUACCUGAAGGAGAACAGAUUUGCUGCCGCCCUGAAAAAAUUUAAUGAGUCAUUGGAAAUGGUCAGCAACAACACAACUCCCAGUAAACUCACGUGGCCCUUGACUAAACAGGUUGUCAGAGAAUCAGACCCCAAUUUUCUCAAGGAAAUGCUGAGCGACGCCAUGGACUUGUGCAAGUUUCCUCCUCCGCCUGACGCAGUUUGCCAAGUGGAAAAGACUUCGUGCCCUUUAAAAGCUGCAAUUUACUUCACUGACCCAGAUUUUAAGGGCUUUAUUCAGAUAUGUUGCUGUCAGAAGUGUGUCAUCCAGUAUCACAUCACCUGCUGGAAGACGCUCAAAUCUUCAUCUUUUAAUGACAAGGUUGAAAAGGAGUUUUUACACGACCCUUGCUUCACCCCGGACUGUGUCGGCCAAAUAUGUAACAUUAAAAUAUUUGAUUCAACAAGUCAGCUCAAGUGGGAGGAUGGAACGACUAUUCCUAAACCGGAGAAAACAAAGAGGCCUAAAGUCAAUCAAAAAUGUACAAGUUUAAAGAAGUUGAAGUCCAAAGAGGAGCGCAAACUAAAACGGAAGCAGAAAACACAUUUGUAUGAGGCGAAGCCGACAGAAGAGGAGGAGCAGAGAGACGAGACUGCAGCCCAGGCUCCUCAGAAAGCGGUGGUGGUUUUCAAAGACGGAGUUCUCCGGCAGCUAAGCCAGAAGCUGACUCUCCUGAGGGAAGAGAAGGGCCUCUCUGUGUCCACGGUGGCCAGCGGCCUGAAGCCCUGGCUGGAGCUGGACUUGACCCGGGGCAACCAGCUGGCUCAGCGGCUCCUCCACUGGCAGCAGGAGCAGAUCGACUCCCUGGGGGUGGUCGUGGAAAUGAUCCUGGAGCGGAAGAACCGCGUUUGGGCCCGUAUUUUUGUGCACAUGCUUUCAGGCGCUGAGGGUGUCAAUCCCAAACUGAGCAGCUGGGCGUCUCGGCUCAACGACGCAGGGUUGAAUGCAGCCAGAACCUUUGUGGAGUGCAACAUGGAACACCUGGAGCAGCUGGACCUGGCGUUUCCUUUCACAUUUGGACCUUUUCAAGACGUUUUCCUAAAGCACCUGGUUCCCGGCUCUGAACUCUUGGGCUCCGCUUUGACUUGUUACCUAAAAGAGGCUCCAGCAAACGACGUUCGACUUUUUAUUUGGACUCUAGACGAGCACAGAGAUAAUUAUGUUUCCUAUCACAAUAUACUGGAUGACCAUUUUGAUAUGAUGGAAGGUCAUUGUGCUGUGUUAAAAAAGUCCACUGAAAAGAAUUGUCCAACAAAAACGAAAAGUCGAGCUCGUAAAAAGAAACGUAAAGAACCAAAGGAGCUUAUCGAUUGGUCGGAUGUUCGAAGCAACACACCGACUGAGGAGUGGGACCCAAGCUUUAUUGAAAAUCACACUUUUCCGGUCCUGGAUCCAGAAGGUCCCUUCAGUGUUCCCAGCUACCUGCGCGAUCAAGUGGACGACUUUGAGAACCAGUACAACUUUGAGAAUCUGUCCGGCUGUAAUGCUCAACACUUUUUGGAUCCUGACACCACCGAGGAGGAUUUGUACGGCUACUUCACCCAGGUCCUGGAGCUACAUGGUCCUCAAGUGCCUGACUCUCCUCUGCUCAUGGAGCAGCUGCAGAAUUUUCCUGAAGUCGCCCAGCUGAAGAUCCACGAGGCCGGCGGCCUGGAGUCCUUCCUGCUCCAGUCACGUCACUUUGUUAAGAUCGGAGACUGUGUGGGUUUGGCUUCUCAGGUGGUGGCUAUGCCGGAGGCCGCCAGCACACCCACCUAUGACCUCUACCCCUACUACGACCCGAGUACUGUGUACCUUCCUUACAAUACAAUUCAGUACUAUCCGGUAGAACCAGUGAAGAACCACAAGGAGAUUCAGACGUCUCAGGAGAACCAGAGCAGCGUGGCGGUGAACACCGACCCGCACCACCUGGAGUCCGCUCAUGGAGAAAUCAACAAAAAAGAAAAGGGCUACUGGAAGAUCCAGCAGCUGCUGCGUAAACUGUCCGGUCACUGUCAACAAGCUGAUGCGGAGCACCAGCUGGACAUCAGCAGCUUGGAGGAGGAGAUCAAAGGAAUCCACACCAUCAUCCAAAUAACCAACAAGGAGCUGAGCUUGUUCCAGCAGAAGCUGGAGGAUGAAGUGGAGAAUGACCGGAAGGAGAAGAAGUCCAACCAGGAGCAGCUCAAGUCUCUGAAGCAGGAGAUCUGUGAGCGAGUGGAGGAAAGCAAGAGUUUGACCAGGAGCAUUAAAGAGUCCGACGCCAAGUAUGAAGAAAAGCUCAGUCGCUUUCUGGACCUGAGUAACCAGAUGGCGAGUGAGAAGAUGAGUCUGGAGGACGAGAUCAAGUCUCUCAAAGCGUCUGUAGCCAAGGCCAACAGCAGAUCACGCAGUGCUCAGAUGUCCGUGGUGGAGAGCUACAAAGACCUCGGCCUGUACGGCCUCUACAAGCAACUGGCCGAAUUCAAAGUCUUUCUGGCCAAACUGGACGAGCGAUCUCGGAGGUUUCCGUCCUCUGACCUGGACAUGAGCAGGAGGAGCUGGCGGGAGAACAUCCAGGAGGUGGAGAAGAAGAUAGCAGCCGCUGAGAAGCAGUACCAGGAGCAAGUGGAGCUGGUGCGAAGUGGCCGGAACGUCAGCGAGUUGGUUCCCGUCCUGAAAAGCAUCCAGUCGUUGUGGGCGGUGCCGAUGAUGUCUGCUCCGGCUCCAGAGUUCAGCCCGUUACCUGACGCCGUCGCACUGAACCCCAAACCUGCCGCGGCAGAAGCUCCGCCCAGACCAGCCAGACCCCAGGAGACUGCGGCGGCCACGGUCUUUGAAAAGGCCAUGGAGGAGCUCAGCAGCAUCUUCCCGGACUACAGCAGGGAUGACCUGAUCCGGUUUGUCUAUCACCUGCGUUCGUCCACUGGCGGGAAACUCAGUGGCAUGGAUCUGCAGGAGGUGGUCGUGGGAACCACCCAGCUGAUCCUGGAUCACCAGGAGAAGUCCGCCGCCAACGCCAGCAGGGAGCGCCGAGGCCCAGCGCCGGAGACGCCGGCUCCAGUCUGGCAGAAGCCCAAACCUUCUCAACUGAAAGCCAUCAACUUGGAGGACCCGUGCGUGAUCUGCCACGAGGAAAUGACCUCGGACAACAGCAGGGUGCUGGACUGCAGACACACCUUCCACGUGCAGUGCAUCUCGUCCUGGUUGAAGGAGCAGAGCACAUGUCCCACCUGCAGAGGGCACACCAUCUCUCCGGAAGAGUUCCCCGCUUUGGCCAGCAGGAGGCGCCAACUCCCCUGAUAUAUAACCACCCUCUCCUCCCUCCCGCGCUCUGCUUUGCUUGGUUUUAUUACGGUUUUUUUUUCUUUUUUAAUUCAACACUUCCUUUAAAUUCGUCCGUGUGUCAGUAACACGUCACAAUCGUUCUUUUAUCUGUUCAUGUUCUGGAAAUACAAAGUGUUUUGACAGA